UUUCACUACACGCUUGGACAUCACACACAUAGACACACACACACACAGAAAUGAGCUCUAUCUUUGAAAUGAAAACACUGAAUUUUAUGCACUGGAUUUGAGCAACCUCAGGCUCUUGCUCCAUAUGAGGAAGAAAAUCUUGAAAGCUCCUUGUCUCCUCUUGAGUCUAUUCACCAGUUUGAAUAUCUGCUCUGGAAAAUUUGGAGUGCCAAUAACUGAUGAUGUGAGCAAGCUGUCAUUAUUGAAGCAGAAUAUCCCCUCUGAUUAUAAGAUUCCUGUUAGUUUUAUUCCCAAAGAAAAGGCUGGCAAGUGCUGGAUGGUCUUAAAUAUCUAUCCUUUGGAGCAAAGUCUUCGGAAGCUGGCCAACAUGUUUGGUGCCAUCUCCUCAAACAAGGACAACAUAAUUGUCUUUAUUGCAAUGCUGAAGAGUUUACGCUUUACCUUUGACCACGAGGAGCUGGAAACAGCGAUGCAGCUCUUCCAGUGUCACUACCAGGAUGCAAGCUUAAUGUCUGGUCUUUACUUUGAUUACAUCAAGGAUGUCUUGCAUACAGCUGCUCAAGGAACAUCCAGCUUCUCGUGCAAGCCACCGCCGUGCCUUAAUUCACAACAAACACCAGGGGGUCGAGAGGAGAGUCGUGAAUACAGCUGGCUGAAGAGAACGCCCUUGCUUCUGGCACUCAUCCCCUUCACAGCUUGUGUUGUUCUCAUAGUGUGGCUGGUCAAGUGUGGAAGCUGUUUUCCAGUGUGCACUGAAAAUAGCCAAAUGGCACCUUCUGACAUGAUCCCAACUGUGUCUGUCUCUAUCCCACUUCAAACACUCACCCACACUGCUGACACUCAGCCAGCGGGCAAGAUGAUCCCUGAACAUGAAAGUGGAUGAAGCAUGAUUCAUAAAGAGGGAAACUUCAGACAGCAGUGUAACAACUUACUCACUUGGUUGUUCUGUUAUUGGUAGGAGCCUGCUGGAAAAAUAAGUGUGAUCUGACACUCUUCCUCUGCUUUCACUCAACUGAGUACCUGGGCCUGUGCUACAACAGACAACUCACCUGCAGUGCAAAUGUGUGUAACAGAAAAUUCCCCAGGCACUUCUACCACUUAACCAUCCAGAGAGAUUUUUUGGACCAGAGGACACACUCUCUAUACAAAGGCUAGUUUGAUGCCAAACUGGCUUAUGAAGUACUUAAACUGUCUUGUCUUGGCUACUGUUUAACAGCAUAUAGCUGGCCUGUUCUGAGCAGACCAUGUCAAUUUAUUGUUCAUUCCUGCCACUCUGAAUUGGUGCCAUUCAGAGUUUUCUGCACUCUAAUUUUGAGCUGCAGUACAAAAGGAUCACUGGAGCUUUAAAUCAAAUUGAUAUCAAACUAUUUGGAGGACAUAAUUUCAUUCUGAGAUGGGACUCCUGUCAUUAACUUGUUGGCUGCAUCUUGAAGAUUACAGAGCUACACAACAUUCAGCACAUCCCAACAAGUACAUCAGGAGUACGCAAAGAACUACAAUACUAUCUUGAGAAUAACUGAAAUGCAUCAAAAGUAAAAGAGUGAUUGAAUAAGUUGCAUUUGAGCUAUUGCAGCUUGUCUUGUAAUUGUUGUUGACAUUAUUAUGAUCUGUGAUCUGUCACAAAUUGCAAACCUGCUUGUCACAAACAGCACGCCAAGCAGUUCAACAAGAGUCCUACUUUGUGUAUCAAAGAUCUGACCAGAUGGCAGAUAGCCAUCACCAGAGGCACUUUGAAUCCCAUCAUUGUAUCUCAAAGCUGUUGCCCAGUGAUCUAUAGCUGCUGCUUGGGCCAAAGUGAGUGUGUUCAAGUUUUUAAUGCCUCAUUCACUGAGUCAAUCACAUUCAGUCAUGAGAACAUGACUCCCUGAGUGUGAGUGCUGUCGUACUAUAUGUGUCAGAGAGAGGCAGCAAAAGACAAGACAGUUAGGACGGAGGAAAGUGAGGGAGGUAGGGAUAGAUGGAUGGACGGAUGAGCUCAGUGAGAAGCAUAAGGAGGGCUUGUUCUUUCAACAAAAGAACUGGCCGUAGGCUGGAGGAAAUGCCAGUUACAAACACGACUGAUGUUGGCAGAUCCCUAUGAAUCAACAGGCUAAGAAUCUUUCCAGACCGCAGGCUAUGUGGCCUCAUCUACACAGGAUAGUAUUUCAUCUACACAGGAUAAUAUUUCAAAUGAUUUGCUUCUAAAACACAUAAAUGCUUAUGGCUUAUGUGCAUUUUGCUCGUUUGUAUUCAUUUUUGUAUUUUGUAAAAAUGUGUAGUUGUACUGUAUGUGAAAUAUUUAUUUUGUUGCCAGAUAAAUCACAUGGGUUUUAAUUAACAUUUCCCACAAAAGAGUGUAUUUUUAAACUCCUCUUCUUUGCUGUCAAGAUGUAAAGGAGGUAGGCAAAAUGCUGUGAACACUCAGGGAAAAUAUUUCAUCUCACUUUGAAAACUCACAUGUUCACUGUCUGAUGUCUAAUGACAUUCAAAUGAAUGCCAUAUGACCCACACUUUCAGUGUAAUAUUACAGCAAUUUACUCUAUUUCCAUCUCUUAUAUGAAAUGUUUACUUUAUUUUGUGUUACUAAAUAUAAAGGGUUGUUGUUGGAAAACCAGUGAAAUCCCAAAAGUCUGAAUUUUUCCUUGAGACCAUGUUUACAGCAAACCAUUCACCUUCUGAAAGAAACAAAUAACAAUGGACUUGAUAAACCAUUCUUGGUUUUGAAGUAAAAAGUUUGGACUUUAUUACCUAUAAGGAUCUCAAACAAAAAACAGAUUCAUGCAGAACACUUUCACAUCAUCUCCUCAGGCCCCCUGGCUGGAGAUGUCAUUACAAAUAAACAUUAAAAUAAAAUAAAAUAAAAGCUAACAGGGUUUUUGUGAAUUUUCCCAUUGUUGUAGAUAUUAACUGCACAAAUAAUAACUGCACCAG
Monopterus albus (swamp eel) is the source of this 2910-nucleotide messenger RNA. RefSeq lists its product as uncharacterized. Gene Ontology annotation, cellular component: plasma membrane. Gene Ontology annotation, molecular function: stem cell factor receptor binding; cytokine activity. The transcript has 7 exons. NCBI's taxonomy places the organism in Eukaryota, Metazoa, Chordata, Actinopteri, Synbranchiformes, Synbranchidae. Gene Ontology annotation, biological process: positive regulation of cell population proliferation; cell adhesion. The coding region runs from base 125 to 883 and encodes 252 amino acids. The record is from RefSeq and is a predicted model, not a curated record.